This is a messenger RNA of Doryrhamphus excisus (bluestripe pipefish), 783 nucleotides long. Lineage: Eukaryota; Metazoa; Chordata; Actinopteri; Syngnathiformes; Syngnathidae. The record is from RefSeq and is a predicted model, not a curated record.
AUGGCCAAGUACCUAGAGACCUCAACCACGACCUCAAAGCCAAGAUCGGACCGGACAAAAGGAAGUGAUGACGGAGACACAGAUUACGUCGUAUCUGACCACCACCGGCUGGUAGCCAGGAAGAACUGCAUGGGGGCAACAACGAAGAGGCUGAAAAGGAGCGGAGACCACCAUAGAGAUGUUGUAUGGGAAGAAAAAUAUGUUCCAGCAGACUGUAAGGAGGGCAACCUCAUCAAGCGACCCAAAAAAGGAGACCUCAGCAACUGCGCCAAGUACAGAGGAAUAACCCGCCUGUCAGUACCAGUGAAGGUCUUCAACAUGAUCCUACUUGAGAGGAUCAAAGGUGCAAUCGACCCCCUCCUGCGAGAGCAGCAGGCUGGCUUCUGAACAAAUUGUGUAUUGACCAGAUCGCUACAGAUUGCUACCUUGCGCAUCAUCGUCAACUACGAGGAGGUUUUCGACAGCGUGGACUGUAAAACCCUCUGGAAGCUGCUUCGCCAAUACAGAGUGCCAACCAAACUGGUCAACUUGAUCAAGAACUCCUUUGAAGGUAUGACCUGUCGAGUAGUCCAUGAAGGUCAGCUAACAGACAGCUUCAGGAAGAAUGCUGGCCGAAGUUCCUUGAAGUUGAUUGUCCAGCAGGUGGCAGUAGCACAGCAUCGUGUGCACAGCUGCAGCCGGACCAGGCUGCGCUUCCGCUGGGCCAACGGCGUGUGGCUGCGCACCCAAGCCUCCAUCCGUCCCACCGGCGCAAGUAGCAAAGAGGGAGGAGAGAAGGUGUGA